ACGCUGACAUAACCUCAAAAUCAAUCUGGUUCAUAGUUUCUGACGCUGUAUUUGUUAUUUGGGUUUAUUAGCAUGCUUAAAAGUUUUCCCUACUUUAAUUAUUGUUUAUCUUGUGAGGAAUUUCGGAUAUCGUCAGGAGGUAACAAAAUUGCGAGGAAUUUCUUCUACAAGCACAAUAAUGAAUGACGAAGAGAUGCGUAACUCUGAGACAGAGGAUGGGGAAUAUUACUUUGAAUCCGAUCACCUGGCACUAAAGGGGAACAAAGAUUAUACAGCACUUUUAAAAACAAUUGUAAUACUAGAGGCUCAGAGAACCCAAGGAAUCGCUGACUUGGACAAAUUAUUAGAAAUUCAAGCAGCUGCAGUCAAGGAUCCCAUAUCUUUUGUCGCCAAACUACAGGAUGGCGAUCUUCUCGAACUUCCUGGUCCACAAAAAAUUGCUGAAAUUCCUUACAUUGAUUGGACUCAGUACAAUAUAGUUUUACCCGAUAGCUCUAUGCGGCCACAAACUCGGCAUGGACCGAUUCUUCCUCAACUUCAAAUAAAAAGCGAACCGGACGAUGGAAAGGUUCUUGUGCGAGGCCGAGCAUUUGACCAAACAAAACCUGAAACAUUUAAUCAGCUAUGGACAACCGAAGAACAGCGACGUUUAGAGGAACUUCUGGUCGAAUAUCCACCUGAAGAAGUAGAAAUGCGCCGUUGGACCAAAAUUGCCAAUGCGCUUGGAAAUCGAACGCCUAAACAGGUCUCGAGCCGCGUUCAAAAAUAUUUCAUCAAGCUACUCAGAGCUGGACUUCCCAUUCCCGGAAGGGGACCGAAAGUUAAAUUGGAUGUUAAACGAAGUUUGAAUCACAGACACCAAAGAAAUAAUUAUUUGUUGUUCAGACCCUCCACGUUUUUUCCACAUCAGGACAUGUCUUUCAACAUUGGCGACGAUAUGCGCGAUAUGUCUGUGACGGAGGACUCGGUAAGUCUUCUAACUCUCAAUGUUUUAUCAAGUUCUGAAGUAAACUUCAGAUGCUUGGAAUCUGUUCAGGAGGAUGAUGGUGGAAAUGGAACAACUGAAGAUACUGCAGAAUUGAGACAUAUUCAGUUGCUUCGACAAGUCAAAGCAGAAAAAGAAGACGAACAGUUGCAGGCUUAUCAGCAUGUUGGGUACAAAUGUUCAUUGUGCGAAGAAGAGCCUCUGAAGGGUACGCGAUGGUAUUGCGAAGAUUGUCAAAGUAAAACCAAUCUCUGUGGAGAUUGUGCCGUCGCACAAUUGGAGUCUGAAACGCCAAUGCAUUCCCCAUUACACAAAUUACGUGCCGUCCGACCACCUCAGUCAAAUAGAAGCUACGACACAGACUACUUUCCACAAAAUUUCAGUAAUUCAUCCUACAAUUACCUAGAUCCUAAUUUUCUGCCUGAAUAAUUGUAAUUUAUACAGUUAAAUCAACUUGCCUCGUUUCAUUGUAGCAUGAUUAAAUUAUUUUGCGUAUUGAGAUAUGUUUUCAAAUCAGAGAACAACCAAGUCCUAGAAAAAAUGGUUUUAUUGAUGCUAUACACAAAUUUUAGUUCGCUGGAUCAUUUUUAGCAAAUAUAACAUAAAUUUUGGUUUCUAGUUCUCGAAAAGUGCCGUUCCUCAAACUGUUUCGAAUCUCCUUGAAAUACUCUAGGUAAUGAUGUAUGUUGUGUCUGAAAUUGUAAGAAGUUCGGCAGAAGUAUAAAUUGCUUUAAAAAGAUUGCUAAGAAGAAUGCUCUUUAUUUUACUUACAUCAUCAAGAGAACUGCGCCCAAGAGUUCUUUGGUUUGAUAUAAGUGAUGCAGAUACGCUUUCGUAUGAUUUAAGCAUGUCAAACACUUGCAAUCUUUGCAAAUAGGUGUGAAAUCAUCCGCAUACCUUGAACGAUCAAAAAGUAAAUCAGAUACUGUUUUGUUCAAUUCAAGAUAUAGACGCAUAGACAGUGUAAAUUACCGUUUUUCUGAAAUCGAUAUCAUAGGCGAUUCGCCAGAUUCAGAAUGAUGGUAUAAAAAUGUGAGAGCACAUGAUCUUUCAGUGACGAGAUAUGGAUAAGAAGAAUCGAAUAAAUCCACUCCUAGUUUAAUGAGAUUCAUUACAGUUACAGGGUUCCAGGCACCCAUCGAGACACGCAUCUUGUCCUGUGGUAAUAAGCUCUGAAAAAAAUAAUGCAAUCAGGUUGGUAAAUGAAAUAUUCAAGAAGCUGAGUAGAGCAGUGUUUUGAUGAUGUACCAACAAUCGUGUGUUUGACGAUAUCCUCCACAGAUUGGAAAGGGAUCUUUUCAGUUUCUGGUCCGUUAUUGUGUAACCCAUCAAUAACAUAUCCAGCCAAAUUUUUGCCUUCUAAAUUUUUUAUGCUGAGUUCUCUAGCUGUGGUGUUGUAUCCGCCGC
Diprion similis is the source of this 2392-nucleotide messenger RNA. RefSeq names its product ZZ-type zinc finger-containing protein 3 (gene Atac1). The record is from RefSeq and is a predicted model, not a curated record. The coding region runs from base 179 to 1414 and encodes 411 amino acids. The transcript has 5 exons. NCBI's taxonomy places the organism in Eukaryota, Metazoa, Arthropoda, Insecta, Hymenoptera, Diprionidae. Gene Ontology annotation, molecular function: zinc ion binding.